AUGAACCUCUCUUCACAAGAGUUACGGAAAGUAGGAGCUCCUGGGAAACGGCGCCGCAAUCGCGCAGCUUUAGGGAAAGAGUAUGCCAAGGGAGACAGCCGAUACAUCAUUAAUGACACCUUCAUCAUCUUUAUGGAGACUAUCACAGCUUGCCUGUGGGGACCACUCAGCCUGUGGGUGGUGAUUGCCUUUCUCCGCCAGCAACCUCUCCGCUUUGUCCUACAGCUCGUGGUCUCUGCAGGCCAGAUAUACGGGGAUGUGCUGUACUUCCUGACGGAGCACCACAACGGGUUCCAGCAUGGGGAGCUGGGUCACCCCAUAUAUUUCUGGUUUUACUUUGUCUUCAUGAAUGGCUUAUGGCUGGUGCUGCCCGGAGUCCUCGUGUUUGAUUCCAUAAAGCAGCUCACUCAUGCCCAGAGCAUGUUGGACACCAAGGUCAUGAAGACCAAGAGCAAGAAUAACUAAGGAGCAGUGGAGUGGGUUGGAAUGCUGCUGAUUAGGCACUCUCCGCCGGCCAGAAGAGUCUAAUCCUGUUUCCACAGGUUGGAGGGUCAAAGCUAACUGAUCUGUCACACUCAGGUUAAUGAGUGGGCACAUAAAACAUCCAGGGACAGGAAAGGUAUGGGAUAUAUGGAGCUAUUGCCAGGAACCAUUGGGGGAAAGAUAGAAGAGAAGGCAGGAGGUCUGUGAUGGUGGCAGUUUUCAAAAAAUAGGAAAUAAAAUAUGUUAACUCUUAAA
This is a messenger RNA of Jaculus jaculus (lesser Egyptian jerboa), 738 nucleotides long. RefSeq names its product 3-beta-hydroxysteroid-Delta(8),Delta(7)-isomerase-like. The coding region runs from base 1 to 465 and encodes 154 amino acids. Gene Ontology annotation, biological process: cholesterol biosynthetic process. The record is from RefSeq and is a predicted model, not a curated record. Gene Ontology annotation, molecular function: steroid Delta-isomerase activity; C-8 sterol isomerase activity; cholestenol delta-isomerase activity. Gene Ontology annotation, cellular component: endoplasmic reticulum; membrane. NCBI's taxonomy places the organism in Eukaryota, Metazoa, Chordata, Mammalia, Rodentia, Dipodidae. The transcript is spliced from 2 exons.